UAGUUUUGUAUUUAGUAUUUACUGUAAUCUAAAUGGGUAAAUUAGCCUUGACAACUAGGGUCGUUUUCGCCUGUAAAAUCACCUCAAUGGCUAUUCAGAAUGACGUAUGGAGACGUAUUUUAUCAGCCGGACACGAUUUUUUUAUAACAGAAGAGUUAUCAGACUACAUUUUGUUGAUUGUUGACAUUAAACAUACAACAAUUAUAUUGACGUGUGGUAUUUGAAUGACAGGUAGAAUUAUAAAAAGUGAAACGCCGGUGCGUUUUUGAGAGUUCAUUGUUGGGAGGUUGGCAAAUGGCAUUGUUGAGCUCUUUCGGUGUGGGUUUUCUUUUUGUAUGGUUAUCACCGGAUGUAUAGACGAGGUCUGAGUUACUACAUCUUUUCUCGACUUGUUGUUUUUGGUAUCAGAUUAAGAACUAAACAUGCCUUCUGAUGCCAAAAAGAAGCGUGACGCAAAGAAGAAAGAGGCAGCAAAGCAGAGAGGACAGAAAAAGCCUACAAAGACAGAAAAUGGAGUUGCUGAAGAAAAUGUUGUUGAGGAAAAUGGAAUUCCAAAACAGAAUGGAGCAGGGGAAGCCAGUGGAGAGGCUAAACAGAAUGGAACAGAUGUUGUUGAUGCCAAUCUCGCUGCCGAGUUCGAUGGCCUUGACCUUGCUGCCAAAUUUCGAGCAUGCACGGGUGUGUUAGCGUCACAUCCUGACAGCAGGGACAUUAAGCUAGAUCAGCUGACCAUUACAUUUCACGGAGCAGAAAUACUCACUGAUACAAGUGCAGAGUUCAACUGUGGGCGACGGUAUGGGCUGAUUGGGCUAAAUGGGUGUGGAAAGUCCACAUUAUUAUCAGUCCUGGGCAACAGAGAGGUUCCUAUACCAGACCACAUAGAUAUAUUUCAUUUACGGCGAGAAAUGCCACCCAGCGAUAAAACUGCCUUGGAGGUAGUCAUGGAGGUUGACGAGGAAAGGAUACGGCUUGAGAAAGAGGCUGAGGAUUUGUCCCAUCGAGGGGAUGAUGACCUCAUUCAUGAAAGGCUAAUGGAGGUUUAUGACCGUCUGGAUGACUUGGAUGCUAACAAGGCUGAGGCAAAAGCGGCAAAUAUUUUGCGUGGUUUGGGCUUCACACAGGGGAUGCAACAUACUGCGGUGAAGAACUUCUCUGGUGGCUGGAGAAUGCGUCUGUCACUGGCGAGGGCUUUGUUCAUCAAACCAGCCUUGCUACUUCUUGACGAGCCCACCAACCACUUAGACUUGGACGCUUGCGUGUGGCUGGAAUCUGAGCUUAAAAAUUAUUCUCGGAUGCUGGUGAUGAUCUCACACUCACAAGAUUUCCUGAACAAUGUGUGCACGAAUAUCAUCCACAUGCAGAAGAAGAAGCUAAAAUACUACGGAGGUAACUACGACUCCUUCAUGCAGACCAGGUAUGAGUUGGAGGAGAACCAGAUGAAGCAGUAUCGUUGGGAGCAGGAUCAGAUUGCUCAUAUGAAGAACUACAUAGCCAGGUUUGGUCACGGCAGUGCCAAGUUGGCCAGGCAAGCUCAGAGCAAGGAGAAAACUCUCAAGAAGAUGGUUGAUGGUGGCCUGACAGAGAAAGUUACCAGGGACAAGACGCUGAGUUUUUAUUUCCCAGAAUGUGGUAACAUACCUCCUCCUGUGAUCAUGGUACAACAUGUUAACUUUAGAUACAAGGAUGACAAGCCUUGGAUCUACAAAAACCUAGACUUUGGCGUAGAUUUGGACACUAGGCUGGCUCUAGUGGGACCCAACGGAGCCGGGAAAUCCACUCUACUCAAACUUAUAGCAGGAGAGCUUUUCCCAACAGAUGGUAUUAUACGAAGGCAUUCUCAUCUUAAGAUAGGAAGAUAUCACCAGCAUUUACACGAACAACUCGACCUUACCAUGUCUGCAUUGAAGUGGAUGAUGAAGUGUUAUCCAGAUAUCAAAGAUGUAGAAGAGAUGAGGAAGAUCAUUGGACGAUAUGGGCUAACUGGACAACAACAGGUCUGCCCCAUGAGGAACCUCUCAGAUGGACAGAAGAGGCGGGUGGUGUUUGCAUGGUUGGCAUGGCAGGCGCCUCACCUGCUUCUCAUGGACGAACCUACCAACCACCUGGAUAUCGAGACCAUUGACGCCCUCGCAGAUGCUAUUAAUGACUUCUCUGGAGGCAUGGUGCUAGUCAGCCACGACUUCAGGCUUAUUUCUCAGGUUGCGGAAGAGAUUUGGGUUUGUGAAAAAGAGACUGUCACCAAGUGGGAAGGAGAUAUAUUCUCAUACAAGGAAUAUCUAGCGAAAAAAGUUGCAAAAGAAAAUGCGAAGAGGACUUGAAGGGAUUUAUUGCUUAAUCUUAUGCCUUGGAGGAUGAAUAUUUAAUAUGUGAUGUUUAAUUGAAACAAUUCUUUACAGCUGGUAAUUUUUCUGGGUUUUCCUCUCCCGGGUCACAAAUCAUAACUAAAAGCAUGUUUGGAUUGUGUUGAUGCACACUCUGUAAAAUAUAUUUUACAUUUUUUUCUAAACAUUGCAGUGAUAUUUUAUCUUUAUUCACAUAACAUGGCCGAAAAUUAAAGCUUUCUUUGUCAUAUGGUUUGUUUGUAUUAUAAAGAGAAUUUUUGGCCCCAAAAAAUGUUAUCUUACUAACUGACUAAAAAUUACGCUAAAUUAAGCUAAAACUGCAGACUAUAUUUUAAGCCCUAUUGCUUGCAUGUUCUGCUAUAUUAUCUAUGUUUGAAGACAAUUAAAAUUAUGGUUUUAACCCUAGCAAGUGAAUUGUUAGUGCUCAGCAGGGAUGCUGCUUUCAAAACCAGGAAAAUCAUCAGCUGUACUGUAAUGAUGCCAGUAUAUUUUUAGGGUUCUCGUAUGCUCUUUCAAAAAAGAGUAAUGAUCUCAAUAAAAAUGCUAUGGAAUUAUGACUUUCAUUGGCUCAUUACUGAUGAUGAAACAUUUAGGAUUUUUUGGGAAAAAAAAAGGUACAGCUUGUUUUUAUGAUAUUUAACUUACAGUUUAUUUAUAAGUUUAUAUCGUAUUAACCUUGUGCAAGAAGUACAUAAGACUGGAGCAUUGUAGUGGUUAUUUAUUUCUAAUGUUAAUCUCUGAUAUUCAGAGUUUCCUGAUAACAAAGAUGGCUUCUUUUUGACAACUGUGGAAAUGGUUUUCAAACACAAAUUGAAACUAAGAUCUAGUUUGAUGAUUUUGCCAUCUUGAAACCAAUGUCACUGUAACACUUAAUGUUAGUGUAUUAUCCAAUUAUAACUCUAGAAAGCUAACAACAACAAAAAAGAAUACAAAUCUUUCAGAAAUACUCCUUGGGUUUAUUACUCAUCAAUACUGUAUUAUUAUACUAGCAGACUGCAUACAAAAUUUGAUUGCCAAUAUGUUUCUCAGAUUUUGACUGAUCAAUCAUCUCUAACUUAUUGCAACCGCAUAAAGUUACAGCCAUAGAAUUCUGGCCAUUUUUAUGCUUGCAAGGUAUUACAGCACUGGGUGUUUUGAGACACAUGGAAGUCAACAUGGGAACUUAUUUGGUUUAUAUGGCAUGUUGCAAAUGCCUAUGGGGUUUAUACUAUAACAUAUAUUCAGUCUCGUUUAGUUAUUGCUCCUUCAAAGCUUAAAAAUAAAAGUUACAGGAGAUUACUCUACAUGAAAAAGUGAACUCUUUCUGGGUUGUAAAGGUGUUUUUCCAUCUUUUUGUCAUGUUUUCAGUCCACUUUUAGGACUUGGAUAUAUCUGUGUCUUCAACUUUUCUCAAUAUCAACAUUCUAUGAUGACACUUUAUUGUGUCAGUGUAAAAUUUUCUGAAGCAAAUGGCAAGAUUUAAUUGAAUUUAAGUGGUAAAAAGAGAAAAGGGAUACUUGAAAAUUGCUGAACAUUUAAAAUUAAAGGCACUGAAAGGGGAGAUAAUAGAUUCUUGAACACUAUGGUUCAUAAGGAAGAAAUGAGGCUAUUUGUGGAUGACUGGAAUCUUAUUUAUUAUAAUUGCAGUCCACCCACUAAGUUGAAUACUAUUUAUUAUUCAGACAGCAACUCUUUAACGUCACAAAAAAAUUUAAUCAGUAUAGUGUUGCAUAACACUACUUAAUAGAUAACAAAGUGCUGAGCAAGGGCUCGCAGGAGUUGAUAUAUUUAACUUCAGUGAAAUAAAAUUGCUUAAAAGUAACUAUUUAUUCGUGAUAAUGUAACUGUGGUCACUGACAGACUUUGUAGUCAAAAUAUAUUUGGUUUCUGUGAAGAAAUAAAUAUUCAGCAUAUCCAAA
This is a messenger RNA of Lingula anatina, 4240 nucleotides long. Its product is annotated as ATP-binding cassette sub-family F member 2. NCBI's taxonomy places the organism in Eukaryota, Metazoa, Brachiopoda, Lingulata, Lingulida, Lingulidae. Gene Ontology annotation, molecular function: ATP hydrolysis activity; ATP binding. The record is from RefSeq and is a predicted model, not a curated record.